Messenger RNA from Emys orbicularis (European pond turtle), 642 nucleotides. RefSeq names its product CD8 subunit beta (gene CD8B). The transcript has 5 exons. The record is from RefSeq and is a predicted model, not a curated record. Bases 1 to 642 code for a protein of 213 amino acids. NCBI's taxonomy places the organism in Eukaryota, Metazoa, Chordata, Testudines, Emydidae. Gene Ontology annotation, biological process: regulation of immune response. Gene Ontology annotation, cellular component: cell surface. Gene Ontology annotation, molecular function: MHC class I protein binding; coreceptor activity.
AUGGAGUGGCCGUGGCUUUUUCUCUACCUCUCUCUACACAUCACAGGUUGCCAGAAACCCCCACCUAUAUUUCAGACUCCACCACAUAUUAUAGCCCCGAACAACAGUACGAUGGAAUUGGCCUGUGCAUUGAAAAAUGACCAGCUUACCCAAUCAGGGAUCUAUUGGUACCGAUGGAGCAAGGAGAGCCAAGACUUCCAGUAUGUACUAUUUUCAAGUGUUUUUCAGAAACGCACCAUCAGCAACAACAUCGACAAAGACAGGUUUGAUGUGAGUAAAGCAAGCUCUGGGAACUCAUACACUCUGAAGAUCAGCAAGCUUCAGCGUUUGGACGCCGGCACAUAUUACUGCGCUGUCUCCCAUUCCUCGGAGCUGCUCUUUGGCAAUGGAACGGAGCUUAGCGUGGUCGACUUUUUGCCUUCCACUGAAAAACCUACAGAGAAAACGCUGCCCCCAACGAAACCUUUGAGGUGCAAAACCUCCAACAUAACUCCUGCUAAAAUGAAAGGUUCUUCCUGCAGCGGCUUCAUCUGGGCCCCAUUAGUGGCAUGUGCUGUUAUUUUACUGCUGUCUCUGGUUGUUGCCAUCCGUCGCUUUCAGCGCCUGCGCAGGAGACUGCGGCUUCACUUCAAGAAACAGUAA